AAUCACAAAGUAUUAUCGAAAUCGCUUGUUGACAGUGGGGAAGUGUCUAUCAAAUUUUUAACAAUGGAGAGCAAAGAAAUGGACAAGUUUUUGAGCGAAAUCGACUGGCAAGAAGGAAGAAUACCGAUUCUUAAUGACGAAAAUCGGAAGUUACAGGAUGAGGUAUUUCAGAUAAAGCAGGAGGUGAAGAGUAAGAAAAAGGAAUUUGAUGAACUUCAAGAAAGAAUGUAUUCUAUGUCCCAACAUAAGAAGAAUGUGGAACAAGAACUCCAGAACACUCAGGAUCUCAUAUUGGCUGUAAUAAAGGAGAAUGAAACAGAAAACCAUUUAAUCAAGGUCACUGUUGCACAAAAGGAAAGAUUAAAUCAGGAGAUUGCCAGAAUGGAUAAAGAGAAAAAAGCAAUUAGGGAAAAAAUCAAUAUGGAUGAGAAUCUUAGAUUCAAACUUGGUGAGGAGAUUGACAAGUUCCGGACAAUUCUAAACAUCAACAAAACUAAACUGGAAGAAUGGUUGACAUUGACAGCUGAAAAAGAUGAGGACUUCAUGACUUUUCAGAAAUAUAAACGUUUGGACGAAUCGAAAGUUAAUGAACUGAAUCUGCAGAUCAAUUAUCUUCUUGAAGAAGUUAAGAAUCAGAAAAAUGCCUUGGAUGUGGAAGCAACUGAAACCCAAUCUGUUCAGAUUGCUUUGGAUAAAACCGCUGAGGAAUUUCGGCGAAGCCAUUUAGAAAGGCAUGAGUUGAUAGAAAGAUGGGAACGAACACUGAAUUUGAUGAAGAAAAGAGAUGAUGAUAUGGAAUCUUUGAAUAAUCAAAUACAUUUGCUGAAGCUCCGAAUUUUACAAAAGGAACAUGAAAUUGCUGAGAAGAAAAGGUUUUAUGACAAUGAGGUUGAGAAUAACAAAGAACUUGAUGUGAAAAUCCAAAUGACAAAUAAAACUGCCAGUAAAUUUCGACAAGAUUAUCAAGAGAAAGAAGAGCAAAGGAUCCAGUUUGCUAGUGAGCUGGACGCCCUAAAGAAAACAGUAGACCGAACGGCAACAGAUCUCGAAGCCAGCCGGUCACAGGUUGCAGAACUUAAAAAAGAAACAAAUGAUUCAACAAAGAGAAACGAGUUGCUCACUGAGAAAUAUGAGGAGAUGAAAGAAAAGCUGGACAUUGUUACGAAAUCAUCAAUGUCAGCAAAAGAGGCUGCCGACCAACUUGAGAUAUUACUUUUAAAAGAAGAGAAAGACAAAGAGAAACUCGAAGCAGACCUCCGAGAGUUACGGUCAUUGAAAUAUCGAAAGGAACAAGAAUUAAAAGCUAAUCAAGAUGACUUGAAAGUUCUUGAAAUGAAAGCAAAUAAUUCUCGAGUGGCAAUCCGUAACAUGGAAAAUAAAAUAUACAGACUUGACCAAGAUGCUUUGAAGCAAGAAGCUCUUCUUUAUACACAGGAUUUAGCUAUUGAUAGCUUGAACAAAAGGAUUGCCAGCAUGGAGGGGGAGGUUGAUUUGGAUGAUCUUAAUCAAAAGAAAGCUGAUAUCAAGUCUCUUACUGAAGCACUUGAAGAAAAAAAGUCAACUCAUAAAAUGCUGGAAGGACAACUAAAUAGAUUAAAGGAUGAUACAUUCAAAAUUGAAUCUGACAUAUCGAAACAUUCUGGUGAAAUGGAGGAUCUGAUAAAGAAGAUUGCUGACAUAACACUAUUCAAUGAAAGCUCAGAUAAGUUACUCAAGAAGAAUAUAAGAGAAAAUCAGGAAUUAUUGGUAAAAGAGAAUAUGGAAAAAGCUGAAGUGAAACGACUCCAGAAGCUGUUAUAUGAUGAAGCAUUUAAAGUUCUUACACAGGAAGAAAGAAAACUUCAAAUUGAAACGGUUAAAAAAGAGCGUAAACAUGAAAUAAAGAUUCAUAAUGACAUGCUGUUAUCGCAAAUAAAAGUUGUGGAGACUGAGCGACAGACUAUCAAUAUGGAAUUACAUGAACGACAGGCAAAACUUAAGAAACUGGGAGCCCGGCAUGAAAUCUUAACUUCAGCAAUGGCACCAUCUGACGGAGAAGAAGAAAAAUCUCAGGCUUAUUAUGUCAUCAAGGCUGCCCAAGAAAAAGAAGAACUUCAAGUAAUUGGAGAUGAGCUGGAUGCAAAAAUACAUAAAGCAGAAAAAGAAAACCGGGCCCUUGAUAAUACUAUCAAAUUAUUGAAUUCAAGCAAUGAAAGUUACCGAAAGUCUUUCAAUCGAGUUGAAGAGAACUCUCAGGAAAUGGAAGAAAAGAAAACUCUGGAUGAGAAAUUGCAUGUUGUCCAAGAUGAGCUUCGCCUGAAAAAGCGCCGAUGUAAAGAACUCAAUGAAGAUUUGGAAACAAUGGAAUCAACACUUAAUCACAAAAAAAGAGAAAGUGCUACAUUAAAAGAGUUUGUCAACUGCAAGAAGGCAGAACUGAGUGCCCUUGAAAAGGAUUUGAGUGAUAUUAAAGUAAAGAAGGAUAGAGUGUCACGCCAGAAUAUCCGUUGUUCGAGAGAAAUCAGGUCUCAACAAGGUGUCACUCAUGAAACGGAAGAGGAGCUGGAUUUCGAACUUCGUGAACUCAAAGAAGUUGUUCAAAAUAAUCUUUCAGAGAUAAUAAAGAUUGCACAACAUUAUGAUGAAUCAAUAUCUGAGAGUCUUGAGCUGUACCUGAAACAGGCCAACUUACCUAUUCCAAGCCCAACAGGAGUACUGUGGCGCAGUUCCUCUUCUUCAUCGUCCACCUCUUCAAGCCGUACCUAUUCCGCUAGCAGUUCCAGCAGGAGCAGUGUCAGUCAGAGAGAGGCAAAGCAAUUAGCGUUAGUCACAGUUGGUGCUGAAAUAGACGAAAGUUCAAGCGAAGAUCCUUCUCCCGAGAAGUUAAGCGCUGUAGCCAUGAGUUCCAGUAGCAGGAGUAGCUGUUCUGACAGCAGUGAGGCUCGAUCUAAGAGGGUGGCAUCAGUUCGAACCCAGUCGACUUCGUCCUCUGAUUUGGUGAUUAUUGGAUCAGGACACAGCGUUAUAUCGGAACAUUAAGCAGAGAAAUUAAAUUACUCACUUUUACAGAAAUAUUCGUAAUGGGAGGCAGUUCAAAUGAAAAUAUACUGGAAUAUUCUGAAUUUAGUUUUAUUCAAUUUACUUUUCCUUCUUUUCAUGUAAACCAAAUUAUAAUUCUAUGUAUUGACGUAUUGAAAAAAUAAAGUUUAAUAAUU
Octopus sinensis (East Asian common octopus) is the source of this 3194-nucleotide messenger RNA. Its product is annotated as coiled-coil domain-containing protein 39-like. Gene Ontology annotation, biological process: cilium-dependent cell motility; cilium movement; inner dynein arm assembly. Gene Ontology annotation, cellular component: axoneme. NCBI's taxonomy places the organism in Eukaryota, Metazoa, Mollusca, Cephalopoda, Octopoda, Octopodidae. The coding region runs from base 64 to 3018 and encodes 984 amino acids. The transcript is spliced from 24 exons. The record is from RefSeq and is a predicted model, not a curated record.